Epinephelus moara (kelp grouper) is the source of this 6476-nucleotide messenger RNA. It is a transcript of the gene ncbp3, whose product is annotated as nuclear cap binding subunit 3. The transcript is spliced from 13 exons. The record is from RefSeq and is a predicted model, not a curated record. Gene Ontology annotation, molecular function: RNA 7-methylguanosine cap binding; mRNA binding. Lineage: Eukaryota; Metazoa; Chordata; Actinopteri; Perciformes; Serranidae. Gene Ontology annotation, cellular component: cytosol; nucleus. The coding region runs from base 61 to 2121 and encodes 686 amino acids.
CGGGUUACAAAACAACCGCAGCACCUCCAGCAGCAGCGGCCGUUGUUCGCAGCUCGCGCCAUGGCGGCAGUACGUAGCUUACGGGUGUCGGUGAAAUCAGACAGCGGCUCGGACCGCUCGGACUCAGACUCCGACUCCGAGUCGGACAGAGAUGCCCGCGAAGCCGAACCGAUGGAGGUGGAGGAGGGAGAGCUGGAGGCGGAGGACAUCUCCGUUAACCGUUCCCUGAAGGAGCUGCUGCCGGAUACGAGCCGGCGAUAUGAGAACAAGGCUGGAGCGUUCAUCACCGGGAUUGAUGUCAACUCAAAGGAGGCGAUCGAGAGAAAAGAGAAGCGAGCCAGACGUUUCCAUUUCCGUCCAGAGGAGCAUGUCGAUCAGAGGAACGUCUUCUUGGAUAAAGACACCAUGAAGAAAGCUAUCCCCAAAGUGCGCAUGGAGGCCAUCUACGUGACGGGCGUGGACGACAUGAGCACGCAGGACGUCUUCGGAUACUUUAAGGAAUAUCCUCCAGCACACAUCGAGUGGAUCGACGACACUUCCUGUAACGUGGUUUGGCUCGAUGACAACACAUCCAUCCGCGCCCUCAUCAACAGCAGCCGGAUGCCUGACGAGCAGACAGUUACCGCGGAAACAGAAAGGACGGAGCGAGCCGACGCACAGAGCAAAGGUCGCCGGAGUCAAGGGUCAGAUGACGAUGAGGACGAUGAAGAGGAGGAGGGCGAGGUGGAAGAGGACGAGGAGGAAACUGUGAAGAAGAGCGGUGAGGAGAUCGAGGUGAAAGACAGCGAUGGAGAGGCGGAGCAGAAGACGAAGGCGGAGAGCGUUCAGGUGGAUGACCUGUCGAGGGCAGAGAGAGAGUCUCUGCUGAGAAACGACCUGCGACCCGCCACCAGAGCCUUCAAAGGAAACAAACUCUUCCUGCGCUUCGCCACACACGAUGAUAAGAAGGAGCUGGGCGCCGCUCGUCGCAGCCGAUACUACAUGAAGUACGGAAACCCGAACUACGGCGGCAUGAAGGGGAUCCUCAGUAACUCCUGGAAGAGGAGGUAUCACAACCGGAGGAUCCAACGAGACGUCAUCAAGAGCAAGAAGCCUCUGAUCGGAGACAGCAUGGGACACACGCCGCCAUACACACAUCGACACUCUGCUGACCUGGUCAACCUGCCCGAGGAGCCCAUCAAGGAGGAGGAGGAAGAGGAGGAGGAGGAGGAGGAGGAACGUGACGAGGACAUGGACUCAGACGACAGGGUGGUCGAGUACAAAGAGCGAGGCGAAAGGGGCAGUGGCUCACGCUCGCUGGGGGCGGGGCUUCGCAGCCACGCGGAGCGCUCUCCAUCGCCGUGGUCGGAGUCGGACGAGAUGGACUAUGACCUGGAGCUGAAGAUGAUCUCCACACCGUCGCCAAAGAAGAGCAAGAAGAUGACGAUGUACGCUGAUGAGCUGGACACUCAGCUGAAGAGCAUCCGGAACAGAGUUGGUGGGUCAGGAUCACAGCCCAGGGCCAAAUCACCGUCUCCCGCCAAGGUGACAGACGUUCGUCAGCUGCUGGAGGAGAAGAGACAGGGACUGUCUCAGCACAGACAGACGCCCCCGGUGGUCACCAGUGGAAAGACAGACGUGCGGCAGCGGCUGGGGAAGAGACGCUACUCUCCCGAAAGACGGCGCUCCCCCUCCCCCGUCUCCACCAGAGACACGCCUCCGGCCAGAGAACCAAUCAGAGACGUGCAUCGCAGACUGGGCGUGGCCAGUCAAGACAGCAGAGGCGUCUACUCCAAUUCAUCCAAAGACAGGAAGACAGGUGGGUUGUGGAGCAGACUCGGCUCCGCUGAAGAUGACAGCGGCGGCGGCCAUCACGAGCGUAGGUCGAGCAGCCGGUCAGCAGGUCUCUUCUCCUCGGGGAGGAAGGACGUCAGCGAGGGCAGCGGCAGGAAACGCGGCAACGGAGAGGAGGAAGAGGAGGUGGAGGAGGAAGACGACUCAACGCUGCAGAAGAUGUGGGGCGCCAUGAUCAAACAGAAACAGGAGCGUAUGUCCCACAAGAUGAAGAAGAGCCGGCUGGACAACCUGCCGUCGCUGCAGAUCGAGAUCAGCCGCGACAGCAGCGACGACUCUGACGCCUGAGACUGAGCUGCGGGGGGAGGGGGAGUGGGGAGGAGGAGGGGGGGAGGACUUCAUAUCGCUCUUUUCUCCAAGUACAAUAAUAUAAAGACAUGAAGCUGAUCUGAGGCCAGUGUGGUGGGUUUUCUGUUUCCAUAUUUGUCUCUACAGUCCAGGAUGGACGACCCAGUGGACCGACAGGAAGUGAUAGAAGGGACUGUUAUCGUUUCUUGUUGUCAGAUAAACAUAGAUCUCCAGAUGGUGUUUUUCUUUUUGUUCGUUUUUUGUUUUUGUUUUUUUAAAUAUUGACAAUCUGCAACCAAAUCCAAGCGAACAUUUACAGAGAAACACAAACCUGUGACGUGUUUCUGUGAAACUGAGUCUGGUGUCAGAGAGAAUCUGUUCGUCUCCGGUGUCGGAUAAUUGCUGAAGAUCAGCUGCAGCACCUGAGAGCUCCGCUUCACCUGCACAGUGUCGCUGAAAGAGACGGAAAACGACCUCAAAGAGACAAAACGACAACAGAGAUACUUUAAAAUUACACAAAAUGACUGCAAAGACACAAAACGACAACCACCAAGAGAUGCAAAACAAUCACAAAAAGAUGCAAAAUGACCUCAAAGACAUAACGACGACCUCUGACAGGUGCAAAAUGACAAACACUAAGAGACAAGAAACAACAACCCCCAGGAGAGGCAAAACAACAACCACAGAGAGACUUCAAAUGACCUCAAAGAAACAGAAAAUAACCAUAAAGACACGACAAGACAGAGUUUCAAAACAGCCACAAAGAGACUAAAAAAAUGUCCAAAAAGACACAAACCAGAGAGAGAUGCAAAAGGACACAAAACCACGACCACCAAGACACAGAAGGACGACCACAGCGAGAGACAAAAUAACGACCACAAAGGCACAAACUAUGACCACCAAGAGACGCAGGCUGACAACCACAGAGAGAUGCAAGAAGAUGCAAAAUUACCACACAGAGACUAAAAAACAACCACAGAGACACAUAAUGUCCUCCAAGAUGCCCAAAAGGACAGAAACCGAGACACACAAGAUGACGACCACAGACAGACACAAAACAACCAGAAAGACAAAAUGACCGACGCAAAACGACCACUGAAAGACACAAAUUGACGACCACUUCUGAGACGCAAAACAAAAACCACCACCGAGAUGCAAAGUGACCACAAAAAGACAUGGUACAGUUUGUCUCCUGUAAACCCAGAGAGCUGAUUGGUUGGUGUGUUGUGGUCGUUUCACGUCUCUUUUAGGAGGGGGGAGGGUUUGGGGCCCCUCUACAUGUGUGUACCCAGAUCUACACUCCUGUUUAUGUAUGAAAUAUCUGUGCUGAUAUUUAUCAGCCUUUUCUCGGUUGUUUUCUUGUCAGGAUGUAACUGAGCAUCAUGGGAAACUUUCCCCCUGACACCCAAUCAGAUUCUCUCACUCCUCUCAGCUGGCCAAACUUUCAGUAAAUCAUUCCUGCGUCACCAUGGAGAUGUUGGUCGAGCUACGAUUGUUAUUUUUUCCUGAAUGGACUUCCUCUGAGAAUCCAACCCUCGACCUGCGUCAGCGCUCGGGACCAUUCCUUCAUGCUUUGAGCUCAUCCGGCCGCAACGAUCAGAUCCAGGAUCAGAUCAGAUCCAGAAUCAGAUCAGAUCCAGGAUCAGAUCAGAUCAGACCCAGGAUCAGAUCAGACCCAGGAUCAGACCAGACCCAGGAUCAGAUCAGAUCAGACCCAGGAUCAGACCAGACCCAGGAUCAGACCAGAUCCAGAUCCAGGAUCUGAUCAGAUCCAGGAUCAGAUCAGAUCCAGGAUCAGAUCAGAUCAGACCCAGGAUCAGACCAGAUCCAGGAUCAGAUCAGAUCAGACCCAGGAUCAGACCAGAUCCAGGACGAAGUGUUUUUACGUUUUCAGUGUGAGCAGACUUGUGACGUUGCUCUGAAAUAGAACGAACUGAUGAAACAGACUCAGAGAAAAGAGACGUGAUGAAACCAGAGGAGAGACGGAUUAUUUCCAGACAUGAGCAAUUUCUUCCACUUUAGAAAAAAAAAAAAAAAAAAAUCACCUUCUGUUAUUGAUCAGCUGCUUCCUGUCUGUGUGGACAUCAACACUGUUGUACUUCCUAUAUCAGUCCACUCACAUCAGUCGUGUUGUUAUUUUUUAUUAUUUUUUAAUCUAAACUCUCAGAGGCCACGACGUCACAGGUGGUCUUGAAUUUAGAUUACUGUUACAGUGUUGGCUAAAAGCUUUAUUUUACACGUCUGCAGGACUUCCUGUUGAGUUUUACCAGAAUGCAUUGUGUUAUUUGGAGGGGAAAUAGAGACAAAUGAAUCAAACAGAAUUAAUUAUUGGAGUAACGUCCACAGGCGGUGUAUCUGAAGGACACCUGGGUUUAAAUCAGGGCAGCAACUACAAAUUUUUUUUUUUAUCAUCAGCUGAUCUGCAGAUGGAUUUUAGUUGUUGCGGCUGUUUUAAGUUAGAUUUCCUCUCCUGUCAUCAGCGCCAGGUUACAGAGUUCUGUUCAGGAAACUUGUGGAAAGGAUUGAAAUAUGUCAGACCUGUAAAAUAAAGUGUUGUCACUGUCGUCCACUCUGAGUUUUGACACUUUGUGAAAACAUGUCAGAAGUAAAACAAGUUGAGUCUCUGCUGGAGGAGCACGGCUCUUACUUUAAACACUUUGACAUCUGAUGGUGUUUCUAAACAUCUGUCUGCAAAAUGUUUUUUAUUAUAUCACUUUCAUCUUAUACUGGUGACUCUGCAGAUUUAUAAAGUCUGACAAACACGAUGUUAAAGCAGCUGUAGUGACUGAGCUGUGUGUCCAUCAGUGUGUUUUUAUCAGCAACAUUAGGAAAGUUAGUUGACAUGUUCUCCCUGUGUCAGUGUGGGUUUCCUCCGGUUUCCUCCCACAGUCCAAAGACAUGCAGGUAAAUUGGUGACUCUAAAUUGUCCGAAGGUGAAAAUGCAACAAUGAAUGGGACGUUUCCAGUCACAGUUCCAGCUGGACGAGGACAUCUAACUGGCCUACUGUCCUUGUCCCAGUAUACAAGCAUGGGAGGGGAAUCCAUUUAUCGAGCCAAGUAUGUGCGACUCCUCUACGAUAGGUGGAGAUAUGCCCCCUUUCAGCUUGUUAGUAUUGGACCUUUUUCCUGUUGACCUAUUACGUCACAGACCAAACAAUGGACAAACAAGUUAGCUACGGUUAGCUAGCAGCUAACUGGUACCAUGGUGGACAACUUUACAGCUCUGUACAUUUGGUCCGUCCAAAAAGUCACGGCUCUGGAUGUAGAUUUCUCCAUGUUGUUACCGGCUUCUUCUUCUCUUACACAUUUAAUGCUAUUGGACUUCCGGGUCAAAGCCCGGGGCGGAAACUGUGGAGCACUUUAGGGCCAUUUCAGUCGUUCACAGUUUCCGCCCCGGACUUUGACUGUCAUACCAAAAUCUGGUCUUGCAGAUCUCAGUUUGUAGAGAUUAUGGUUCAUCCUGAGGGGAGCGUGCAUGUCUGAGCUGAGACGUGUCUGUCUUUAACGGCAGCUACAGUCGUGUUCCCUGAUUAAAAAGCCUUUAAUCAGAGUUUUAGUGUUGGAUGACAGAUACAACAUCUCUCCUCCCAGUCUGGUGUUACUUUACUGAGUCUAUUAAUAUCCAACCAGCUGGUGAGGAGCCUCACAUGGCAGCUGUGACACUGUCAGCUCUCUGCUGUCAACAACACCAUUCAGUCUCUACCAGUCCAGGAAAUACACCCUAACAAAACACACACAUUCCCUCAAAGUUACUGAAAUGUUUACAGUCAGCUGUUAGCUGUUUGUUAAAAUCACACAUCUGGAUCAUUCUCCUUUAACUGUCAGAUAUAUUUUUGUUUUUAUUUGAGUUCGACAGAAAGAGGAAGGAGCUGCUCAUCAUGGAGAAUAUACUGCAGUUAGUUUAUCUUUAGGAAACAUGAUGAAUUAGAGCUGGAAAAAACCUGACAUGCAAUAUAACUAAAUCAUUUUUUUAAGCGGCAGACAAAGUCAGAGAAAUCUGUCUCCUGAUCGACUCACAACUUCAAACAUUUGUAUCAGUGCUUUAAGAAACCGACAACAGUUAAAGCCCAGAUUGUCUCUUUAUCAGACACCAGCCGACUGGGAGGAGCACGAGACUGGAGGUUAAGCCCCGUUUCCACCGAGCAGUUCGGUUCAGUACGUUUAUUUUCCGUUUCCAGUGUGAAAAGUUGUGGAUGGUUCCAACAGAAGCGUUCCUUAGCGUCCCCAUGUUUGGUCCCCCCUCUGUUGGGGUACCUAGCACACAGAUCUGGUACUAAAAGGUGGAGCUAGAAACCCUGCAGUCUGAUUGGUCAGUAGAGGACGGUCACUCUGGUUUUAUGUAACCUCUGUUCAUA